UACUCCCUUUACGCAGGUCGAGCGUCGAGGUCGCAGUCUCGCGUACGUAAAGCAACGUUAAGAGAAAAAAAGGAACACCGGAACAUCGAACAGGCGUGAGUCACCGUUUCCGGCCUCUCUCCGACUUGCUUUCUUCCUUUUCAACUCUUUCGGCAAUACUGGAACUAAUCAUCCAAGUUCAAUUUUGUCAGAAAAUAUAGUUUUAGAGCAAAAGGGUUGCAUCCAAGUACCUUUUUACUCAUGGAGGGAGAAGAGAGCUUGCUUGAUUCAAUACUUGAUGCAGACAAUGUUGAAGACUUGGAAGAUGUUGAUAUGGUUGAUGUAGAAGAAGGAGAAUUUGUUGAGAACUAUCAACAAACUGAGUUGGGACAAAACAGCAGUGGAGAUGGUGGCACAAUAUCUCAAGAACCUAAGAGUAAAAGUCAGAAACGUAGAAAUAAGAAGAAAAAUAGGAAAAAGAAAGCUGCUUCAGGCCCUGGCGUCUUGGACAUUAACAGAUUUGUUUUAGAUACUUGUAGGCGUUUGAAAGAAAGAAAGUCUUACCUGAUAUGGACUGCAGUUGGUUGUUUGGGUGUCCCUGCUGUUAGUGAUCUUGUGAAGGAGGUGGAUGCAAUUCAGGCAUGUGGUGGUCAGAUGACUUCAGAUGGAGGGCGAUAUAGGAAUGGUGGUGGAAUUUUGUGGAACAUCCUUAGAAAACGUGAUCCAAAUGUAUAUAAGGAAAUAAUGAAAAAAGGGAGGGAGUUUGAGAAGCAAUUUAAACCACCGGAUUUCAGGAAAGCAGCAAACCAGAGCAAACGGGGUUUGUCUGAAGCUGAAGCUGAAGCAGAAGUAGAAGGUGUGAAAGAAGAGGUGGAGAGGGAUGAAGGGCAAAAUGGGGAAUUGGACAUUGAAGAGAGACAGGUGAAGAAAAGACCUGUUCAUGAAAGAAUCCGUGUGCCUGUAUCCUAUGAUGACUUGCUUGAAGUUGAGGAUCCGAAAGAAGAGGCGAACUAAUAGCAAACAAGAAGGAUAUGGAUUGAGAAGUUUUAUGAUGGUUUUGUUUCAUAAAAUCUGUGUCUUUUGAGUGGAUUGGUUCUUUUUUGUGGCGAAUGAAUGAAUGAAUGGAUGGAAGUUUUGAUGUGCAUUUGUGGGUUUGUUUUUGGUUA
Messenger RNA from Lactuca sativa (garden lettuce), 1145 nucleotides. RefSeq names its product phosphorylated adapter RNA export-like protein. Gene Ontology annotation, biological process: snRNA export from nucleus. The record is from RefSeq and is a predicted model, not a curated record. NCBI's taxonomy places the organism in Eukaryota, Viridiplantae, Streptophyta, Magnoliopsida, Asterales, Asteraceae.